Schistocerca gregaria is the source of this 1622-nucleotide messenger RNA. Its product is annotated as kinase and exchange factor for Rac B-like. The coding region runs from base 81 to 1553 and encodes 490 amino acids. The transcript is spliced from 6 exons. Gene Ontology annotation, molecular function: ATP binding; protein serine/threonine kinase activity. Gene Ontology annotation, cellular component: autophagosome; cytoplasm. The record is from RefSeq and is a predicted model, not a curated record. Gene Ontology annotation, biological process: autophagosome organization; autophagy; protein autophosphorylation. Lineage: Eukaryota; Metazoa; Arthropoda; Insecta; Orthoptera; Acrididae.
AAAAUUUGCAUUCUUUUUGCAGGUGUGUGGGUAUGGUGGAAUUAAGGUACCAUUGAUUGACCUGUUAAUUAGCAGUUACGAUGAAUUUUUUAUCUCAAUUAGAAGAAUUCAAACGAGAAUUGGAUAACAAGCAAGACAAAGUUAUUGAAGAUAUUACCAAACUUUUCGUCGGCUCGGACAAAUCGGUAGUUAACGUUCAUGAUCAAAAUUUAACUCCGAAUCAAUUUACGGAGGUCUUUGACUCAAUCCGAAGUGAUCGAUCUGUAAGAAAACUUAUUUUGAGCAGGAACAAAAUCUGCUAUCAAGUCGCUUUACAAUUGGUCGUUUUGCUUCUGGAGAACCAAUACAUCAGAUAUUUAGAUCUGUCAUAUUGCAAUUUAAAUGAUAAAAAGAUGAAGACCAUUAUGUUUGGUUUAGAAUGUAGAAAAGUGCCUCUCACACAGCUUCUGCUCAGUGGAAACACGUUAAGUCCGGAAAUUGAGGACAGAGCGCUGAGCUUGACGAGAGGCACCUCUGGCUCCAACGCCAUGUCCAUACAAAAAGAUGGACAUGAUAUUAUCAAUGAGCUAGUAGUCAGGAAUUCGUUACUCAGGGAUAUGCUGCAAAACUUCUCCGAUCAAGAACACAAAAAAAAACAUGAAGGAAGGAAAAAGAUCAAGGAUAUGAUAAAACACAAAAAAGUUACAAUCGACAUAACCAAUUUCCAAGUAAAAAGUAUGAAGGUCAGAGGCCCUACAUCUGGCUCUCCAUUCAGUAUUUUUCUAUGCAACGUGGAUGGAUGGCAAUGCUGUAUGAAAGAGAUGAGUCUAGAAGGUGUGUCUGAAGGAGAUGUUCGAGUUUUUUUAGGAGAAAUCGAGAUAUUAGAAAAAGUUCCGUACCAUAAAAACAUUGUCAGAUAUCUGUUUCACCAGAGAACACAAACUACGCUGAGACUCUUCAUUAGCUGGUAUCAGAUGUCGCUCAAAGACGUAAUAGAGUACAGAAAGGCAAAAAUACUGUGCGGAGAAGGUACAUAUUUUCACCCUCGAACCAUCGCAAAAAUUGCUUUCAGCAUAGCAAAUGGACUUGAAUUUUUGCAAAAACAUAAUAUCGUACACAGAGACUUGAAGCCAGAGAAUAUAUUGUGUAAUCUGGACGCCGAUAACUCUAUAUUCAACCUCGCCAUCACUGAUUUCCACUCAGCCAAGCGUAUCACGAAAAAAAAUAAAACGAUAAUAGGGACGCCGUCUUAUAUGAGCCCAGAAGUUCUUUCUAGCGACAACGUCGUAUCUUACACCAGAAAGGUUGACAUUUGGGGUAUAGGUAUGGUGCUCUAUGAGAUGAUCACGCUUAUGGUUCCGUAUGAAGACGAGGACUUUUCGAAUGUAAAAAAACUGAUUUUGACUGGGAAGCACCCAUCCAUGCAUCAUAUUUCGCCGAUUUACAACCCUCUGCUACAAAUUUUUAAAGAGUGCAGCCAGCUGGACCCAAGUCAGCGUCCGGACGUAGUGAGGGUGAAAGAAAUGCUGCUUCAGGCUAUACAUGAUUACGACGUAGGGGUGUACUCUCUAUGAAGUACUCGCUACAAAAAAUAAACUCCAACUUAGUGGUGUGACUCGAAGGUUGUCAUACCCCUGUGUGCC